AUGGACGACGCAGUGACGCACGACCCCCGACACCGCCCCUCCAGAAGAGCUUCGGAAAGUCGCCACACGCCACGCUUUCGGCCAAACAGCAGGUGUACACGCACCGCAGCUGAUAACGCCAAUAUAACAGAAACAGGAGAUUUGAAACAUAAGAGAAACAGGAGUAAACAUAAUAUCGAGUUAGAAGGGAGAAACUUAACAUUAUCUGGAUAUUUACACACUCAGCAUAGAAAAUGUAUCCGAGAGAAACAGGGGGAAAAGGGACAUUGGGAAAAUUAUUCCUUAGUUGAAUCAGAAACUAAAGAAAAUACACACCAGGAUGAAACAGCCAUGUUACUGAAAUACGCUGCAGUUCCUUCUGUGUUUGAUUUUCCUGUUCACCUUGGGAAAGAAACAUCUCUGAGGCGACAUUUAAUAUCGGGACGUACUUCUACCACUAGCGGCCAUCGCUGUUACCCACCACACACUGAUCAAAAGGCAUUGAUAGGAGGCUCCAGUAGACAAGGCAGCGGUCCAAGCAGAUGUCGACGCCACCAACGGCCACCAUCACCUCCAUUUGCGAAGUCAAGCAAACACUCACCCUCACAUCGGUCUACUGAGACAAUCCAGCCACCCCAUCACCUCCAUUUACUGAGGCAAGCAAACACCCAUCCUCACAUCGGUCUGCUGAGACAAGCAAGCCACCCCAUCACCUCCAUUUGCUACGUCAAGCAAACACCCAUCCUCACAUCGAAAGUAGUGAUAGAUGACAAUAUAGCAGAUUUGUGGCAAAAUGACACUGAAUAUCAUGGAGGUGUCCAGAUCCUGAUUAAACCCAGAGCGCCCACUCUGGGGCCCCUGCAAAAUUCUUUCAAAUGCAAAGGAAAUCAUGAAAAGAACCAAGACAGAAAAAGAUACACAAAGGAAGGAGAAACAGUGGAAAAGAACUUGAAAAAGAUCCCUAAAGAAUGUACAGAUUCAUCCUGGCUUUUAAGAAGUGGUAAUAGACUAAGAGCACACAGCAUAGUCGGUUCUGCUGGCUGUGGUCUUGAUGAAGUUGCCGGAGUUGAGGAUGAAGAGGAGGAGGAGGAGGAGGAGGAGGAGAAGGAGGAAGAGGAGCAAGAGGAGGAGGAAGGAGGAGGAGGGAGGAGGGAGGAGGAGGAGGAGGCGGGAGGAGGAGGGCGUCGAGGACGAGGCCGUGCAGAGGUAAAUGCCGUGGGAGGUCGAAGUCGUAAUUGGAUUGGAGCGGACGCUGGAGGGAGAUGCGAGGUGGAGCACUGGGAGCUGGGGGAUGGUGGCGGGCGGGAGGGGUGGGAACUGGGGGGUGGUGCUGGACUUGGAUGGCAGCACUGA
Messenger RNA from Gryllus bimaculatus (two-spotted cricket), 1332 nucleotides. NCBI's taxonomy places the organism in Eukaryota, Metazoa, Arthropoda, Insecta, Orthoptera, Gryllidae. The record is from the annotation of a GenBank genome assembly.